CCCAAAGGCUGUAAAAAAACCAAUGCAGCUGAUGUUCUCCGCGAUACAGACCCCUUCCUGGAUCUCUGAUCACAGGGCUCCUCGUAAUUUUUCACACAAAGGGCAGCCCUGCCAGAUCACAACCUGAUUUCUGUCCUUGUGCAAGAGUCUGGUUUCACUCCCAUCUCUUGCCCUGGAAUCUCUCGUCAAGCACACGUAUUAUGCCUCAUAACCCUCAGCCCAGAGUACAGCGUGUCUCACAGCAAGUGCGCCUGAGUGAUCGGCGGAACUUUCCUUCCGUGGAAUCCGGAUCCUCUGAAAAGGAGGUCAGUGGCACCCAGGCGCAUGUGGCUGGGCUCCAUUUUGAAAAGGUCGCUUUAUGGUUCGCCACCUUCUGGAAAGCAGAACAGGCAACAUGAAACUGAUGAAUCCUGUCUUUCUCGGACUCUUCAUCCUCGCCUCUUUCGUAUUUAUCUGGGCUUUGAUUUGGAAAGGACCAACCGUCUACCUUCCAUAUUAUCUCCCCUGCCCGGAUGUCUUUGCUAUGAAACUGCAAUACAGAGAGGAAAAAACACCUGAGCUAUUUCCACAGUUAUUUUAUCCACAACCAAACGCCAUGAAACAGACGCGCUCUGAUGUGCUCACAGUGACUCCAUGGCUAGCCCCCAUUGUCUGGGAAGGAACAUUCGACUCUGAAAUCUUGGACAACGUCUACAAACCUUUGAACCUCACUAUUGGAGUCACGGUGUUCGCCGUUGGGAAGUACACCCAAUUUGCGGGCCAUUUCUUGGAAUCGGCAGAACGCUACUUCAUGACGGGCUACCGUGUGAACUACUACAUCUUCACCGACAACCCUCAGGCCAUCCCCGCGGUGCACCUGCAGCCCGGCCGGACCCUCUCCCUGGUCCUCAUGAGAAAACGCACCCACUGGCAAGAGAUCUCCAUGCGGCGGAUGGAGGCCAUCAACAGGCAUAUCUCGGAGACGGCCCACCGAGAAGUGGACUACCUCUUCUGCUUAGACGUCGACUUGCUGUUUCACAACCCGUGGGGCCCGGAGACCCUGGGGGAGAUGGUGGCGGUCCUCCAUCCGGGCUACUACAAAGCUCCUCGAACGAAAUUCCCGUACGAGAGGAGAAGGGAGUCUGCGGCCUACAUCUCUAGUGAUGAGGGGGACUUUUACUACGCCGGGGGGGCCUUUGGAGGCCUGGUCAAGAGAGUGUACGUGUUCACCUGGGCAUGCCACAUGACCAUCCUAGCCGACAAGGCCAACGAGAUCAUGGCGGUCUGGCAAGAGGAGAGCCAUCUCAAUCGGCACUUCCUUUCCCAUAAACCUUCGAAGGUCCUCUCUCCGGAGUACCUCUGGGACGGUUCAAAAACCAGCCCUCCUGAGGUGAGGCUGAUCAAGAUGUCAGCGAUAGUUAAGAAUCACAGGCAAAUCAGGGAGUAAUCCCAGGUUGGAUCCAUACCUAGCAGGAGAGAGGAAGCGUCGAUAUCCAAUUCUCCGCGCUUGGACCGCGGAUCUGUUAGAGAAGUCUCUCCAUUUUUAAAAGGGAAACUGUAAAGUAGCCAUCAUAUUGCAGGCAAAAUGUCAUGAUGUCCUGUAUGCGAAAAUAUCUCCUUGAGUGCAUCCUUGCAUCUGUCUUAUCUAAUAUUAACAAGAGCUCCGGCUCCAGUCCUCCUGUGUCAAAGUUAACUUUCUGUAACUUACUGUCAGGCCAAAGGUAUUGUUUACAGAACAGAGAGAAUUGUUUAGCAUAAUUAGCUAUGCCCCAGUGUUAUGUUCUGAUUGGUUAAUGCUGCAACAGGGCCCUGCCCCUUGCAAGCUCAAAUACUGUACCGUAUUCCCUAUGUCUUUGGUCUGGUUGCUCCCUUUGAAGAG
Molecule: messenger RNA, 1858 nt
Organism: Elgaria multicarinata webbii
Lineage: Eukaryota; Metazoa; Chordata; Lepidosauria; Squamata; Anguidae
Gene: GBGT1
Product: globoside alpha-1,3-N-acetylgalactosaminyltransferase 1 (FORS blood group)
Exons: 7
Coding region: 359-1426 (355 amino acids)
Biological process (GO): carbohydrate metabolic process
Cellular component (GO): membrane; Golgi apparatus; vesicle
Molecular function (GO): globoside alpha-N-acetylgalactosaminyltransferase activity
Source: RefSeq, a predicted model, not a curated record